Molecule: messenger RNA, 579 nt
Organism: Caenorhabditis angaria
Lineage: Eukaryota; Metazoa; Nematoda; Chromadorea; Rhabditida; Rhabditidae
Source: the annotation of a GenBank genome assembly
AUGUGCUCUAAUGCUCCAACAACUUCUUCUGCGGGUUCCAAAAAUUCAGAAACUUAUAGGUGAGUUUGAGGGUUAGGGGUUACUAAUGUUAGUUUUCAGAAAUACUGAAAUUUUGAAAUUGUGAAACUUUUUUUAAACCAUUUUCCUGAGAAUCCUGAGAAUGUUAAAAAUUUUGAGCCCGGAGCUCAAAAAUUUUGGACCAAAGAAACACAGGCAGUUAUAAAUUUUUGAAACAAGUUUUUUAAAUAAAAUUUUCCUGAAAAAAAUUGGUUCACGUGAAAUUUUAUUAAUUUUUUCAGAUUUUUUUCAUUAGAAAUUUCAAAAUUUAAUUUUUUCAGUCGUGAAGAGAUAGCCUAUCUCGAAUCAAUGGUUCGAGUGAUGAAAUGGGCCGAGCAAAGAAGUUUGGAGAUUCGAAAUCAAUUGGUUGGAACAAAUGAGAGCGGACCGGUUAUUUCUGAUACGCAGCAACAAGCAAACGAUAUUUUAACUCAAUUUUUCACCGCCGAUGCGAAUGGGAACAAUUUUCCACUCAACGAUUUUAUGCAUGUUUUCCAAUCGUCGCCAUUUCAAUUUUCCUAA